This is a messenger RNA of Giardia duodenalis, 522 nucleotides long. RefSeq names its product Vacuolar ATP synthase 16 kDa proteolipid subunit. Gene Ontology annotation, molecular function: proton-transporting ATPase activity, rotational mechanism. Gene Ontology annotation, cellular component: proton-transporting V-type ATPase, V0 domain. The record is from RefSeq and is a predicted model, not a curated record. The coding region runs from base 1 to 522 and encodes 173 amino acids. Gene Ontology annotation, biological process: proton transmembrane transport. Lineage: Eukaryota; Fornicata; Diplomonadida; Hexamitidae. The transcript has a single exon.
AUGUCGACAACAUCCAGGAAUCUCGAGGCCUGCCCCUACACAUCUGUCUUCUAUUCGUACCUGGGGAUAGCCUGCGGUCUUGCGUUUUCGUGUCUUGGAAGCGCAUAUGGCACCGCGAAAUCUGGGAAAGGAGUUGUGGCCUCUGGGGUCAUGAAGCCCAGCGCAGCCAUGAAGAAUACUCUUCCGGUCAUCAUGGCAGGUAUCCUUGGGAUUUAUGGGCUCAUCAACGCUAUAGUCACCAAUACAAGCCUCAGCAGUCUUGGGACUGAGGUUCCUCUCUUCCGCAGCUUUGCUCACCUUGCAGCCGGGCUCUGCACGGGUCUGUCUGCGCUUGCAGCUGGGAUAGCCAUUGGGGUGACUGGUAACGCUGGUGUCCGUGCUGUGGCGCGAAAGCCCAAGCUCUUUGUUGUCAUGCUCUUGACCCUCGUCUUUGGCGAGGCUCUGGCCCUCUAUGGUCUUAUCAUUGCCCUAAUUCUCAACUUCAGCGGCAGCAAUGGUGGGAACAUUUGCGUGCAGCAGUGA